CCGAAACGAAACGUGCACCACCGGUUUUGAAUAGAUGAAUGAAUUGAUUAAUGAUUGUCAUGCUGAUUAGAUUGAUCGAACUUCUAUUCACUCUCGGUCUCCCUCGAACUUCUUUUGAAGCCGAGACAUUUAAAUCCCCUUCUGAUAGCGUGCACUCCAUUACCGGCAGCAUAAACGGAUUUUGAUCGUAGGCCUACCAGAAUUAAGAAUCUUAUUGCAACUGUAGUCCAACGCAUUCAAUUUUGUGUGUGAAUCCUGCCACUGAUGCUCUUCAUAUAACCAUGGCUUCAUCAUCAUCCUCAUCAUUGCCGUCCUCCCCUUCAUCCUCAAUGCCAUCAAGAGCAGAGGAUUGGACCCCUGAAGAUGGGGGUCUUCAUGAGGCCUGUGGUGUAUUUGGAUGUGUCGCUGCAGGAGAGUGGCCCACGCAGCUAGAUAUACCUCAGCUAAUCACACUGGGUUUGACUGGACUCCAACACAGAGGUCAAGAGAGCGCCGGUAUCAUCACGAGCCAGGGUUCAUCCAAGAACUACCGCAAGCAUAAAGGCAUGGGUAUGGUUAGUGCAAUCUUCACAGACGAGAUCCUAGCCAAUCUACAUGGUAAUCUGGGCAUUGGUCACAAUCGCUACUCCACAGCCGGGGCAUCUGAGCUCUUGAACUGCCAGCCGUUUGAUGUGGAGACGGUCCAUGGACGCAUCGCUGUGGCGCAUAAUGGAGAGCUGGUGAAUGCUGCUCAACUUAGGAUGAAGGUGCUUAAACACGGUGUAGGUCUGUCGACUGGUUCAGACUCUGAGGUCAUCACCCAGCUGCUGACCCACGCCCCUCCCGAGGGGGAACCUGAAGGCCCCAACUGGCUUGGUAGGAUACGUCAACUGAUGAAUGAGGCUCUCAUGGCUUACUCCCUUCUCAUCCUCCAUGAAAGCUCCAUCUAUGCCGUCCGGGAUCCCUACGGCAACAGGCCCCUCUGUAUCGGGAGGCUUGUCCAUGCAAGACAUAGUGUUGACUGUCCAAAGGAUGAUGAUGUGGAGGGCUGGGUGGUCUCCUCCGAAUCCUGCUCCUUCCAAUCUAUUGGUGCACAAUACUACCGAGAGGUCCUUCCUGGGGAGAUCGUUGAGAUCUCAAAGACUGGUAUCAAAUCUCUGGCCAUUGUACCCCGUCCGGCUGAAGACCCACAGGCUUUCUGCAUCUUUGAGUAUGUCUACUUCUCAAGACCCGACACCAUUCUUGAAGGACAAAUGGUAUAUUCGGUGCGGAGGAGGUGUGGUCAGCGGUUGGCUCAAGAGUCUCCUGUUGAAGCAGACAUCGUGAGCACCGUCCCAGAGUCUGCAACCCCAGCAGCUCUAGGCUUCUCACAUGUGUCUGGCAUCCCAUACAUGGAAGUGUUGACCAAGAACAGGUAUGUGGGAAGGACAUUCAUCCAGCCCAACCAGAGACUGAGACAGCUGGGUGUUGCAAAGAAGUUUGGCGCUCUCACAGAGAACUUCAAGGGCAAGCGCAUUAUCAUCAUUGACGAUUCCAUUGUGAGGGGAACAACGAUUGGUCCCAUCAUCAAACUUCUAAAAAAGUCUGGAGCAAAAGAGGUUCACAUACGAGUUGCAUCCCCACCAGUCACCAACCCUUGCUACAUGGGCAUCAACAUCCCCACUAAGGAGGAGCUCGUUGCCAACCGAAUCCCGGUUGACCGUCUGGCAGGUUACUUCAACGCAGACAGCAUCGCAUACCUGUCAAUAGAGGGCCUCCGAAUGGCAGUCACCGAAGGCAUGCAGAUCGAGGAAAGCAAAAAACAGAAGCGUCUUCACUGUACAGCUUGCCUGACCGGAGAGUAUCCAGUCAAACUGGAAUGGUGAUAGCAGCACCUUGGAAGUGUGAGAGUGGCUACCAUUAAAACAAGGCUUGCAUUUGACUGUAGACCUUUGCCAAGAGACUUGUCUGCUGUUUGUGCUCCUUGCAAAGAUGUUAACCCAUCAUUGUAUUGUAAUUUAGAUCAUGUUGUGUGCUGAGUCUGCCACUAUCUUCAAAUCACCUUCUGCCGGUGAACCUCUUGGCAUCAUAUUAUUAAUGUAAGCUCAAGACUGCAGGGUGUUACCAGUAGGUACUUGACAUGGAACAUUCAGUGAUAUCAUGAGACAAAAUGGUGAACCGAUAAACACUGAUUAGUGAAGUGAUCAUUGAGACAUUGUCCUGCUAAUACUUUGCUGGUGUAUUUAUGUAUUUAUUCUUGCACUACUUCAUGUAUUGAUAAGAGCACUAUACUAACUACCCACUGGCAUCCUACUGCUAUAUUUUACACAGUUGAUGGUGCUCAGAGCACAUUUAGGCUUGUACUCUGCUGCCAAGAUGAGAAUUAGAUUUUUACAAUUUUAGAAAGUCUUAAAUCAUCAGCAUAUGUAGUAUAAAAUCGUAUGUACAAUAAGAGCUAUUUUGAAAAAGAAUGUAUCAGAGCUAUGAUAUGCUCAAUAUGCUGUGAAGGUUUCUUGUACAGUAUGCAAUUACAUGUAUGUUAGUACUUGGUAGUGUGUGCUGUCACCACAUUCCAAUUAUUGGUUUAUAGAAUGUGGUUUACGAAACAGCAUUUUUUUCGUUAGGAGAGAGAUUUCACCGCAUGGGUAAAGUGUUGAGGUUUUUUUUUAUUUCUUUCUAUUAAAAUGUGGAUACCGGUAAGUGGAUGCUAGUUCUUCUAAUUCCUACUAAAGUCACUGGAUUUUCAAAAAAAUAAAUAUUAGAUAAAUCAUAUAACUACAUUUACAUAUCCUAAUAUAACAUCAUAUUUAUAGAAAAUAAAUUGUGUGGCAUGACACAAAUAAAUUUCUUGUGAGUGAGAAAAUUAAAGUACCUGCAAGAUUUAAAAAAAGGACAUACCAUUCAACAUCAUUACUUGUAGUUUAGGCUGAAGGUCUAUGAAAUAAACUCCAGAAAUAUGCUGCCAAUUGGAGUUGUAAUAACAUACUUCAACUUAUUUGGAAAUGUAUACAGUAUGUAUGUCCUUGUCCUUGCAAAUAUCAAGGGGAACAAGAUUGUACUUUUACUUGAAAAUAGUACAUAUUUUGCUCCAGAUAUGUUAUUCCUGUUUUAUUCAUUUAUUUUGCAACUGAAAUGUAUGUAAACCGAGUACUGUGUUUUUAAAUGGAGUUGUACAUAUUUACUUGUCCUCAGAGAAAAUUGUCAAACAUUUGUAUAUCUAUGUUUCAUUGAGGGUCCAUUAUUUUGUCAAGACAUGUUUGUAUUCAUCACCCUGUUUCUUAUCAGCUCUGAUGAAAUGAAUUUGUUGUAAAGAUUACAGUAUUUAUGUGGAAUUUUUAUUUGUCAAACCUGUAUAGAAAGACCAUUCAAGGGAGACACAAAAUGUGGUCUUUUGGGGUAGGUGGUCUGUUCAUUCAUGUUUUCUAAAAGGUAUUUUUAAUGAUGAACAUCAUUUCAAUGGAACCAAAAAAA
This is a messenger RNA of Strongylocentrotus purpuratus (purple sea urchin), 3429 nucleotides long. RefSeq names its product amidophosphoribosyltransferase-like. Gene Ontology annotation, molecular function: amidophosphoribosyltransferase activity. The transcript is spliced from 8 exons. Gene Ontology annotation, biological process: purine nucleobase biosynthetic process; purine nucleotide biosynthetic process. The record is from RefSeq and is a predicted model, not a curated record. NCBI's taxonomy places the organism in Eukaryota, Metazoa, Echinodermata, Echinoidea, Camarodonta, Strongylocentrotidae. The coding region runs from base 282 to 1844 and encodes 520 amino acids.